AUGGCCACACUAGAUUUCGACGUGACCGUGUUUCUGACCGACGAAGCCUCUAGCAGCGGUGGUCCUUCUUCAUCCACCAAAAAGCCGAAGCGGUUCGAUAUCAAGAAGUGGAAUGUGGUUUCUCUCUGGGCUUGGGAUAUUGUCAUGGAUAAUUGCACUAUUUGUCGAAACCAUAUCAUGGAUCUCUGUAUUGAGUGCCAAGCCAACCAGGCUAAUGCAAAGUCAUCUUCUUAA
This is a messenger RNA of Glycine soja, 234 nucleotides long. RefSeq names its product RING-box protein 1a-like. Lineage: Eukaryota; Viridiplantae; Streptophyta; Magnoliopsida; Fabales; Fabaceae. The transcript is spliced from 3 exons. The record is from RefSeq and is a predicted model, not a curated record. Gene Ontology annotation, biological process: anaphase-promoting complex-dependent catabolic process; protein ubiquitination. Bases 1 to 234 code for a protein of 77 amino acids. Gene Ontology annotation, molecular function: zinc ion binding; ubiquitin protein ligase activity; cullin family protein binding. Gene Ontology annotation, cellular component: anaphase-promoting complex; nucleus.